CUCAUAUAGAAGUCAGGGGAAGUUCUAACUAGUUUGUCAUUCGGGUCUUGUCCCACUGAUGGACUGCAAGCGCAAGCUUAAGUGAAUGUUAAUAGCUGGCAUACCACAUACAUCCCAUCCUAAAAUGAACAGCACAGUGUCUCCAUCCUUGUUGCCUCUGGACAACAGAAGUCUCUCUGAGUCCUGUACAGUGGAACCCCAACACGUGUCCAUCACUGUUUUCCUCCUCCUGGUUGUCCUGGUUGGUUUCUUUCUCAACAGUUUCAGUCUGUGGGUCUUCUGCUGCCGUAUACCACAGUGGAGCUCUGGUACUGUCCUGCAGUUUCAUUUGGCUGUCAGUGACACUGUUAUCACACCAGUUGGACCAUUAAUGGCAACAUACUUUGUUAUGGGUAGCCACUGGCCCUUUGGAGCUUUUCUGUGCAAGCUGAAGAUUGCCUUGCUGAGCAUUCACUUCUAUGGCAGUAUCCUGUUCCUCACACUCAUCAGCAUUCAUCGAUACGUGGUAGUUGUCCAGUUUAAAAGGGGCUCCUGUAUGAAACGAAAGGCAUUUGUUCAGAAUCUGUGUGCUGGAGUCUGGCUGGUUUUGCUGGCUAAGGGAAUUGCCUGUUUCUUCUUAUUAAACACAAGCCCAAUGGGAAACCACACACAAUGUCUCAGCAUUCAUCAGGAAAAAUACAUUGACGUCUACUUCGCCAUCAACUUCGUUAUGCUCAUCCCUGGCUUCCUGCUGCCUCUCUCAGUGGCAGUGACCUGCUAUGUUCAGCUAGCAAGAUCAAUGUCUCGUAUCAAUAUCAACAUGUCCAAGGGCCGUGAUAUAAAGGCCAAGUCACGUAAAAUGGUGGCCAUGUGUCUGGUGAUAUUUGCACUGUGCUUCACUCCUCUGAACGUGAUACGAACUGUGGCUGUCAUAUUAAAGAAGUACUUUCCAGAACAAUGCAGUCUUCUCCUGCAGGUGGAGACUGCAUACUAUAUCUCCUGGAUUUUGGCUGGAGCAAACUGCUGCCUGGACCCAUUGCUUUAUUGUUUUGGAUCACAAAACUUUGUCAAGGCUAUUCAUAGGUCUCUCAGAAAAUUUGAUGUCAAGUUUAAAGAAGACCCGGCCACAAAUGACCAGAUCAUCUAUGAUACUGCUAUUGAUUCUCCGUCCAUUGACUUAGAAGACAUCCACACCCAGCAUUCGAACACGUCUUGAAUAAG
Oncorhynchus masou masou (cherry salmon) is the source of this 1200-nucleotide messenger RNA. Its product is annotated as P2Y purinoceptor 2. The transcript has 2 exons. Gene Ontology annotation, biological process: G protein-coupled receptor signaling pathway. The record is from RefSeq and is a predicted model, not a curated record. NCBI's taxonomy places the organism in Eukaryota, Metazoa, Chordata, Actinopteri, Salmoniformes, Salmonidae. Gene Ontology annotation, molecular function: G protein-coupled receptor activity. Bases 86 to 1195 code for a protein of 369 amino acids. Gene Ontology annotation, cellular component: plasma membrane.